Zophobas morio is the source of this 2565-nucleotide messenger RNA. Its product is annotated as myrosinase 1-like. The record is from RefSeq and is a predicted model, not a curated record. Bases 242 to 1729 code for a protein of 495 amino acids. Lineage: Eukaryota; Metazoa; Arthropoda; Insecta; Coleoptera; Tenebrionidae. Gene Ontology annotation, biological process: carbohydrate metabolic process. The transcript is spliced from 7 exons. Gene Ontology annotation, molecular function: beta-glucosidase activity.
GUAAUCAUAUUCCAUACGUUUUCACGGACUACUGAACAAAAGGCAAACAAAAAAUGUCCUUAAACACUAUUUCGUUAUAAGUCGCACUUUCCACGAGUUAGUUAAAACAGAAAAGUUAUAUAGAAGAAGAGCUCUGGGUGUCAUUUUUAAAAUCCUGUUUCAGGCCGUGAAAAUAUUUGAAAUCAUAUUCAAUGCAGGAUCAACUGUGCUAGCAUUCUGUUAAAAAUUCGCAACAACUGACAUGUCUUCCUCGACGCUGGUCUUUAUAAUCACGCUCUUCUGUUUCAUUUGUACUACCACACAAGAAGCAAAUAGCCAAAUAUUUCCUCCAAAUUUUAAAUUUGGAGUAGCAACAGCGUCAUACCAAAUUGAAGGAGGUUGUAAUGAAGAUGGCAAAGGAGAAAACAUCUGGGAUCGCUUUACACAUACAUCACCAAACAAAAUAUUCGACCACUCCACCGGUGAUGUAGCUUGCGAUUCGUAUCACAAAUAUGAAACUGAUAUAGCUUUACUCAAAGAACUUGGAGUCGACUUUUACAGAUUUUCAAUCUCGUGGUCUAGAAUUUUACCAACUGGGUAUGUUGACGAUGGAAUUAAUCACCGAGGUGUCGAAUAUUAUAACAACAUUCUAAAUUUAUUGCACCAAAAUAAUAUAGAAGCCAUGAUCACACUAUAUCAUUGGGACUUACCUCAGCAUCUUCAUGAAAGCAUGGGUGGAUGGUUAAAUGAAACCAUUGUGGACAUUUUCGCAAAAUAUGCUGAUCUAGCUUUCCAUUUUUUUGGGGACAGAGUAAAAUAUUGGAUCACUUUUAAUGAGCCUAAUAACUUUUGUCAGAAUGGUUAUGAAACUGCAAUAGACGCUCCAGGUCUGGCUAACAAUCUUGGUGUGGAUGUGUACACUUGCGCUCAUAAUGUUAUAAAGUCACAUGCGGCGGUUUAUCAUAUGUAUGACAAAACCUACCGAAAAUUGCAGAAAGGUAAAAUAUCGCUCAUACUUUAUACCAAAUGGGCCCAGUCUAGUACCAACACUCACAAGGAUUUUAAAGCAGCAGAACGAAGUUUACAGUUCCAAUUUGGAUGGUUUGCAAAUCCUAUUAUAAAAGGAAAUUAUCCACGGAUAAUGAUUGAACGAAUUCGUGAAAGAAGCAUAAAAGAAGGAUUUCAAAAAUCACGUCUUCCUAAAUUUACUAAAAAAGAAAUAAGAUACAUAAAAGGCACUUUUGAUUUUAUUGGUGUUAACCACUACACAACACACAUGGUAAAAUGGAUAGAUGAUAUUCCAAUAGGGAAACCUAGCGCAUUUAAAGAUAUAUCUGUUGAGGAAUACUUUAAAGAUUCCUGGAAAGGCUCUGGAUCAUUUUGGCUCAAAGUUGUUCCAUGUGGAAUAAGAAAUAUCGCCAAAUGGAUAAAAAAUACUUACAACAAUCCUAACAUUAUAAUUACAGAAAAUGGUUACUCAGAUGGGGAAAUAAUAUUGCAUGAUUUUGACAGAAAAAAUUAUCACAAGAACUAUUUAAAAUAUUUGUUGAAAGCCAUUUAUAACGAUCAUGUCAACAUAACAGGUUACACAGCGUGGAGUUUGCUCGAUAACUUUGAAUGGAGGGAAGGGUAUUCUGAGAGAUUUGGUCUGUAUGCUGUUAAUUUUACUGACUCUAGCCGUCCCAGAAUACCGAAAGACUCAGCAGAAUAUUACAAAAUUAUUUUGAAGACAAGACAUCUAAUAAGUUAAAAAUACAUAAUCGAUUUACCACUUUAAAGCACAUGAAUAUUUUUAUUUAAAAGAAAUGCAAAUGUGGAAAAUGUCAUGUAACAUAUGAAUAUAAGGAAAAAAACUUGCAAUUAAUCAUACACAACUAAAAACUUUUCCAUAUUCCAUCAAUAUUUGUUAUUCCAGAUGCCCGAUUAACAAAACAUUUUUGACAUGAUACCUUAUAUCACUCUAACGGACUAGAGACACGAUGUAAAUAAAAAAAAUGUUGGGUCACUACAGACAUCAAAAGAUUUCUUCUAAUUAACAAUAGGUCUUUAUUUUUUUAUUUUUAUUUUUAUUUCACACUAUCAGUAGCAUAUGUAUCGGGUGAUAUUUUAAAUUUCUGCUCCAGUUACCCCUGCUAUUUAAAAAAUCACAUGAUAUUACUUACAUUAGUAUUAUAUUUCAACGUUUUAUAAGAAAACAAAACGAAUUUUCAUCUGGACUCAUAGUUAGGUCUAAACAGUGUUGCGAAGUAGACCCAUACUCCGUCCCGGUACGAUGCAUAUAGAUUUUCUAGUAUAUACUGAUGACUCAUCAUCGGUGACUGCGGCGUUCACUUAAAGAAAAGGCUGGGAGCGGUUUGUCGGAAGGCUGCGGAUGUCUCGAUGGUGGAGUCCAGAACAACCUCGAAAGCGGCGAUCGCGAUAGGUCCAGCCCAGUGAAUUAAUGAAUAUCAGUCAAGUUGAGUUAGAAUUAUUCGCUGUCACAUUUUCGCUGUGUAAUUAAUCGUGCAAAUUUGUGUUGCUGAGGAAUAAAUUGUUGAGUUUUACCCACGCUGAUUUCAAUUACCAAGCAUUGUAAGAAUAUUUAUA